Molecule: messenger RNA, 1026 nt
Organism: Symbiodinium sp. CCMP2456
Lineage: Eukaryota; Dinophyceae; Suessiales; Symbiodiniaceae
Source: the annotation of a GenBank genome assembly
AUGCAGGAGCAGAGGCUAGACCUCAUCAAUACGCUGAACGAGGUGACAGAAGGCAAGAUUUUUGUGGAGGUGGAGAAGGCACGCCUCACUUCGAUGUUGGCCAACAUGAAGGAGGAGGAGGGCAAGGUGGACGAAGCAGCGAGCCUGAUCCAAGAGGUUCAGGUGGAGUCCUUCGGAGCUAUGGAACGGCGCGAGAAGACAGAGUACAUCCUGAAUCAGAUGCGCCUGGUCCUGGCGAAGAAGGACUUCGUCCGGACCCAGAUCAUCAGUAGGAAGAUCAACCCGAAGCUCCUCGACGCAGAUGACUUCCAGGACUUGAAGAUCCGAUACUACGAGUACAUGAUCAGAUACUGGCUGCACGAGGGAAAGUUCUUGGAUGUCGCCAAGUGCACCCUGGCGAUCUUCAACACGCCCUCGGUCAAGUCCGACGAGUCCAAGUGGAUAGAGUGGCUUACGGCCUAUUGCAUCUACCUGGUGCUGUCUCCUUAUGACAACGAGCAUGACGACAUGCUCCAAAAGCUGGAUAGCCUUGAAGGCAAAAAGCUAGACAAGGUUCCGACGUACAGGAACUUGAUCAGGAUCUUCAUGAAGAAGGAGAUCGUGAACUGGCCCCUCGCCAAAGAGGAGGAGCUGAAGAAGCACGCAGUCUUCCAGGACUCGCCCCACGAGGGCGCCAAGGAAAGAUGGGAGCUGCUGAAGAAGCGCGUGGUGCAGCACAACAUCAAGGUCGUGUCAGAGUAUUACGAGCAGAUCCACACGAAAAGACUCUGCGAGCUCGUCGGCCUUGGGGACAAGGAGACCGAGGAGGAGUUGUCCGAGCUUGUCUGCUCGAAGUUCGUGUAUGCGCGCAUUGACCGUCCUGCGGGCACCAUCAAAUUCGGUAAAAAGCAAACCUACAUAGAUCGGCUGAACAGCUGGUCUGACAACAUCACGAAGAUGCUGGAUCUGGUCGAAAACACCAGUCAUCUCAUCCAGAAGGAGCAGAUGGUUCACGCCGCGAGGGCCAAGCUAAAGAGCAAGAAGUAG